Folsomia candida is the source of this 848-nucleotide messenger RNA. Its product is annotated as desert hedgehog protein A. NCBI's taxonomy places the organism in Eukaryota, Metazoa, Arthropoda, Collembola, Entomobryomorpha, Isotomidae. The transcript is spliced from 2 exons. The coding region runs from base 98 to 715 and encodes 205 amino acids. The record is from RefSeq and is a predicted model, not a curated record. Gene Ontology annotation, biological process: cell-cell signaling; protein autoprocessing; multicellular organism development.
GGAUGAUCUCAUUCGCUUCAAAGGUUUUGGUUCAACUCCACCAAAAAUUCUCAUUUCAAUUACAUAACCUUUUUUCUUGUGCAACAAAUUUGGAACGAUGGCGGUCCCAUGUUGCUGUUUUCCAGGAUCAACCAUCGUCACAACGAAUCACGGAGUGCGACGACUUGACCAGCUCGUCUCAGGAGACAAAGUCUUAACUUCAAGUGACAAGAAGGGACAAGGAUUGAAAUGGACUAAAUUGUACACUUGGGCGCAUCGUGAAGCGGAUCGUGUAGCCGAAUUUGUCAUUCUGAAGAUGAGCAAUGGAAAAGAGGUUCAAAUCACAGCGGAUCAUUUGCUCUUUGUUGCUGGGAAAAAGGGACGCGUGGCCAAAAAGGCGGGUCAAGUAACGACAGCCGACAAGCUCUACCACAUGAAUACGUCUGGAAGUUUGGAGCUACUCGAUGUCGUCGAGAUUUCUUUGGAGGCUUUCACCGGUGUUUAUGCUCCCUUGACGAUGACUGGGCAUUUCAUUGCCAAUGGAUUUUUGGUUGCAUGUUAUUCAAAUAUUUCGGAUUUUGAAGUAGCGCACGUCUCCAUGGCACCACUUCGAACAUGGUACAAAUUAUUCGAGUCCGGACAAGAAGUUGAAAAGGAAGGGAUUCAUGGAUAUGCCAAGAACCUUAUGAAGGUCCGAGAUCUGCUUCCACAAUCCGUUCAAAUAUCUGUUAACUAAAAACUUUUUGCUGGAAAUAUUUCAAAUUUUAAUAUGGUCAAUUAAACUACUUUUUGGGUAAAACUUUUAUUGAUAAACAGAUUUAUUUUGCUAAUGUGCAUAUAUACUUAAAUAAAUAUGGGUAUGUACUAUA